GGCGCGUGCCCACCAUAGCUCUUGCUCUACGCCUCCAGCAGGUGUGUCGCAUCGUCUGUUCUCCUCAUCCUCGGUGCUGUCGUAGACGAGGUGGACUGCAGUGGAAGAGCAGAAGCAGCAUGGGCACCACGCGAUCACGCAACCCAUUGGCCUUUCUGCCCAGCCAAGUCACCUUCUGGGCGUCGGCCAUCUACAUCGCCCUCUUCGCCCUCCUCCUCGUCGUGCACACCACCGUGCCCUCCGCUCCGAGCUCGCCCACGCCUGCUCCGGGCAUCGACAUCGAUCAAGCUUGGCUCGACCUGCGCGUGCUCUCGAGCAGCUACCACCCAUGGGGCUCACGAGCCAACGACGACGCACGCGACUUCCUUCUCGACAGGAUCAGCCACAUAUUGCAAGAAAAUGAGAUUGGACACAAGACUGUCUACGCGACCGAGCAUGGCUUUACAUCGCAGACGACAGAACCGCAGCUCGUGACUGUCUUUGCCAACGAUACGUCCAACUUCACGGCGCUCGACGACUGGACCCAUGCACCAGUAACGUUAUACGGCGAGAGCACGAACCUGAUUGUGUACAUUCGAGGCACGGAGGAUGAUGAAGGCGACUGGUGGAACAGCACGGAAAGCUACAGAGGACCAAGCGGUGUCCUAGUGAAUGCUCACUAUGACUCUGUCGCGAGUGGAUUCGGCGCCACUGAUGAUGGCGUUGGUGUGGUGACGGUCCUACAGCUCAUCUCGCAUUUCACCACGAAGGGCAACAGGCCACGGCGAGGCAUUGUCGCGCUGCUCAACAACGGCGAGGAGAAUGGGCUAUACGGAGCGAGGAACUACGUGAAUCAUCCGGUCGCCUCGUUCGCCCACACAUUCUUGAACUUGGAAGGCGCUGGCGCUGGUGGCAGAGCUAUUCUAUUCCGGAGCACAGAUGCGGAGGUCACGAAAGCCUACUCAAAAAGCCCGUAUCCUUUUGGUACGGUGGUCAGCGCUGAUGGCUUCAAGCGAGGCUUCAUUCGCAGCGGGACCGACUACAGUGUGUUUACGGAAGAGCUCAACCUUCGAGGCUUAGAUGUCGCCUUCUAUGAGCCUCGAGCUCGUUACCACACGGACCAAGACGGAGCUCGUGAUACCAACAAGGAUAGUGUCUGGCACAUGCUGAGCGCCGCCAUCGCGACACUGCGACAGUUGACUUCUGACCAGUCAGACGACUUUGACGGCGCUACUGAUUCGAGCGGCAGAGUCGAUUCAGGCAAAGGCAGCGACUCUUUCUACUUUGACUUGCUUGGUCGCGCCAUUGCCGUGGGCAAAUUGCACACGCUCUUCGCCCUGUCUGUUACCCUGCUCGUCGUAGGGCCGAUCAUCUUCAUUCUUCUCGAGGUAAUACUGCGCAAAAACGAUAAGUGGUACCUCUUGGCCGGCAAGCGUUACUUGCACUCUUCUGAUGACGACGAAUCGAUUCGACUUCACGGUCGCCGAGGCUUCUUCCGAUUCUUGUUUGCAUUCAUUGUGGCCACUGGCAUCACAGUCUUGCUAGCAUAUCUGCUAACAAAGGUCAACCCCUACAUCGCGUACUCUUCUGAAUAUGCCGUCUGGGCAACAUUCUUGUCUGCCUGGUCCGCGGUCGCCUGGCUGCUGUUGGCAGGAGCCGCCAACAUUAGACCCACAGCGCUACACCGCAUGUUCUGCCUUUUGUGGCUCUACAUACUAACCUGGAUCGCUUUAGUCUUCACCACGGUUGGCGAGCACCAAUUCCAGAUUGCAAGCGGCUAUUUUGUGGUGAUCUACAAUUUCUCUGCCCACCUGGCGCUCUUGAUCUCAUACCUGGAGCUCUUUGCCUUGCCGACCAAGCAGAAAUAUGUUGAGACUGCACUUGGCGCACAGGCUGAUUCGGGAUCUGUUCGUCCAGCCAGCAGGUCCUCGCGUAGGCUGCUCGAUAACGCAGGCGCCACCGAAGAUGCGGAAGAGCCGACCGAAAGAUCAUCUCUCCUGAGCCACUCAGACGACCGUGCCAACAAGCGUACUACUACCAUGUUCGGUCGCCGCAGAGCAGAUCGAGACGAGGUGCCAGAUGAUGUUGACGAGCCGCUACUCAACAAAGCGUAUCUGGACGAACAAGCCUGGUCGUCUUCUUUGCCCAGCUUCACCUGGAUCCUGCAAUUCCUGAUUCUUGUUCCAAUCAAUGUCAUCAUUGUUGGGCAAAUUGCACUGAUGAUCACAUCCGCAACGCACCAAACGCCAGCAGACGGUAAUGCGGUGCUACCAGUAUAUCUACUGAUGGCAGUACUCGGUGUUCUUCUGCUGCUACCACUCAGUCCAUUCUUGCAUCGUUUUACCUAUCACAUCCCGACGUUCCUCACCCUCGUCUUCACAGGAUGCUUGAUCUAUACACUACUUGCAUUCCCCUUCUCUCGAGAUGCGCGGAUGAAGUACUACUUUGUUCAGCAUAUGAAUUUGACCUCGGGAGAAAACAAUGUCACUCUUUCUGGGCUGGACGGCUACGUGCAGACUGUUGUGGCUGAAAUGCCAAGCGCAGCAGGGCAGCAUAUCUCGUGUGGCGAGGACGCAUCCCCAUUGGCAAAACGAAGAGGGCUUGUGAGUUGUUCGUGGCAUGGCCUUCAGCCCAACGUGGUACCCAAUGGAUACGGUGCUCUGCAAGCGUCGAAGAAAGGCAAUCACACGAAACAACUGAAACCUUAUCAGAAGUGGCUUGAUUUGAACGUUACACACGACGGCGAUAGCGCUCUCUUCAGCUUGAAAGGCCUGAACACGAGAAUCUGUCGACUGGAAUUCGAAAACGCAGUGAACGCCGUCGCCGUAGAAGGAGGCGCUACAUCCCCGUUACAGAGAGCUGUCGGGCCCGAAGGCAGCAAUCGUGUGACUUUGUUCAGUCGAGAUUGGGACAAGAACUUCAGAGUCAACGUGACAUGGCCGGUAGGCCCCGAAGUGAAGAAUGGUAAGAAAGAGAAGGACGGGGCGGCAACAGGCCAACGUGGGAGAGCGUGGUGCAGUUGGGCAGAUGCCAACACUAAUGGCGCUAUACCUGCAUAUGACGAGUUACACAGAUUCGAGCCAGUCUGGUCUGUGGCUACAAAAUCAGCUGACGGCUUGUUUGAGGGUUUCAAGGACUUUGUUAUCUAGUAGUUAAGCAUUAGCGACGAAGCAUGGCAUGCAGAGUGUUUGGGAGGCCCGCCAUCCGCGUAUCCGGUCAUCGAGGAUCGACCGAAUCCUUCCGUAGCUCAGCCGUUCUUUUGGACGAAUACUCAACGAACACCUUUCUGACC
This is a messenger RNA of Cercospora beticola, 3271 nucleotides long. RefSeq names its product Pff1p (gene PFF1). The record is from RefSeq and is a predicted model, not a curated record. Gene Ontology annotation, biological process: proteolysis. Gene Ontology annotation, molecular function: metalloexopeptidase activity. Lineage: Eukaryota; Fungi; Ascomycota; Dothideomycetes; Mycosphaerellales; Mycosphaerellaceae.